Silurus meridionalis is the source of this 15347-nucleotide messenger RNA. RefSeq names its product ryanodine receptor 1a (skeletal) (gene ryr1a). Gene Ontology annotation, molecular function: ryanodine-sensitive calcium-release channel activity; protein binding. The record is from RefSeq and is a predicted model, not a curated record. Gene Ontology annotation, cellular component: Z disc; sarcoplasmic reticulum membrane; sarcolemma. The transcript has 108 exons. Gene Ontology annotation, biological process: intracellular calcium ion homeostasis; calcium ion transmembrane transport. Bases 13 to 15153 code for a protein of 5046 amino acids. NCBI's taxonomy places the organism in Eukaryota, Metazoa, Chordata, Actinopteri, Siluriformes, Siluridae.
AGUGAAGACACCAUGGCUGAAGGAGGAGAAGGAGAAGAAGAGAUUCAGUUUGUACGGACGGAGGACCAGGUGGUGCUGCAGUGUACAGCCACUAUACUGAAGGAGCAGAUUAAACUCUGCUUGUCCUGUGAGGGAUUUGGAAAUCGACUCUGUUUCCUCGAGACGACAUCUAACGCUCAGAAUGUGCCUCCUGAUCUGGCGAUCUGUGUCUUCAUCCUGGAGCAGUCGUUAUCUGUGCGAGCUCUACAGGAGAUGCUUUCUCACACCAGCGAGGACGUGGACUUGGAUAAAUGGUCAUCUCAAGGUGGUGGCCAUCGGACGCUGCUGUAUGGACACGCCAUCCUGCUCAGACACACACACUCAGGCAUGUAUCUGAGCUGCUUGACUACAUCACGUUCCCUCACAGACAAGCUGGCCUUUGACGUUGGCCUACAGGAAGAUUCGACAGGUGAAGCAUGUUGGUGGACGAUUCAUCCUGCUUCUAAGCAGAGGUCAGAGGGUGAGAAGGUCAGGGUGGGUGAUGACCUCAUUCUGGUCAGUGUUUCAUCAGAAAGAUACCUGCAUUUGUCUUACGCCAGUGGAGAUCUCAUGGUGGACGCCUCCUUCAUGCAGACACUGUGGAACAUGAACCCAGUGUCGAGUGGAUGUGAGCUGGUUGAGGGGUUUUUAACAGGAGGAUACGUGCUUCGACUCUUCCACGGCCACAUGGAUGAGUGUCUGGCCAUUCCUGCUGCUGACCCUGGAGAAGAGCGCAAAAAUGCCCAUUAUGAGGGCGGAGCAGUGUGCAGUCACGCCAGAUCUCUGUGGAGACUCGAGCCUCUCAGGAUCGGAUGGAGUGGAGGUCAUAUUAAAUGGGGGCAGCCGUUCAGAGUUCGUCACAUCACUACAGGUCGAUAUUUGUGUUUAGAUGAUGAGAAAGGACUGCUGGUGGUGGAUCCAGAGAGAGCAAACACAACGAGUUCAGCAUUCUGCUUUCGAGCCUCAAAGGAGAAGACAGAAGUGGCUCAGAAGCGUGAUGUAGAAGGAAUGGGUGCUCCAGAGAUAAAGUACGGCGAGUCCAUGUGCUUUGUGCAGCAUGUAGCUACAGGUCUGUGGCUCACCUACGCCUCUGUAGAUGCUAAAUCUGCUCGCCUGGGGCCUGUGAAGCGGAAGGCAAUUCUUCAUCAAGAAGGUCACAUGGAUGAUGCUCUGACUGUCGCUCGGUCUCAGACUGAAGAGUCUCAGGCUGCUAGAAUGAUCUACAGCACUGCUGGCCUCUUCACCCAGUUCAUCAAGAGUUUGGACUCUUUGAAUGGGAAGAAUAAAAGUGCUGCUCCUCCUCCUUCAUCUCUCCCGUUGGAUUCUGUUGUUCUUUUGCUCCAGGAUCUGAUCUUCUACUUUAGACCUCCAGAGGAGGAGCUGGAGCAUGAGGAGAAACAGAGCAAACUGAGAUCUCUGAAAAAUCGGCAGAACCUGUUUCAGGAAGAGGGAAUGAUUACUCUGGUGUUGGACUGCAUUGACCGUCUGAAUGUUUACAACAGUGCGGCUCAUUUUUCUGAGUUUGCUGGAGAGGAGGCAGCUGAGUCCUGGAAAGAGAUUGUUAAUUUGCUCUAUGAGCUGCUGGCAUCUCUGAUUAGGGGCAAUAGGGCGAACUGCGCACUCUUCUGUGAUAAUCUGGACUGGCUGGUCAGUAAGCUGGACCGCCUGGAGGCCUCGUCAGGCAUUCUGGAGGUGCUGUAUUGCGUUCUCAUCGAAAGCCCUGAGGUGCUAAACAUCAUACAGGAGAACCAUAUCAAGUCCAUCAUCGCUCUGCUGGACAAACACGGACGCAAUCACAAGGUGUUGGACGUACUCUGCUCACUGUGUGUGUGUAAUGGUGUGGCUGUGAGGUCCAAUCAGAAUCUGAUCACUGAGAAUUUACUUCCACGUCGUGACCUUUUGCUCCAAACGCAAAUCAUUAAUUAUGUCACAAGCAUGAGGCCAAACAUUUUCCUGGGAACCUGUGACGGAUCUACACAGUACAAGAAGUGGUAUUAUGAGCUGAUUGUGGACGAUGUGGAACCGUUUUUGACAGCCCAACCAGGUCACCUGCGGGUGGGUUGGGCACUGACUGAGGGUUACAGCCCAUACCCUGGUGGAGGAGAAGGCUGGGGUGGUAAUGGUGUAGGAGAUGAUCUCUACUCCUAUGGCUUUGAUGGCCUCCAUCUGUGGUCAGGGCGUGUUCCUCGACACGUGGCAUCGCCUAAUCAGCAUAUUCUGGCAGCAGAAGAUGUAGUGAGCUGCUGUCUGGAUCUUAGUGUGCCCAGUAUCUCAUUCCGCAUCAACGGGCAUCCUGUUCAGGGCAUGUUCGAGAACUUCAACCUGGAUGGCCUUUUCUUCCCUGUCGUCAGUUUCUCCACCGGAAUCAAGGUCCGGUUCCUCAUGGGUGGACGUCAUGGGGACUUUAAGUUUGUUCCACCUCCAGGAUACGCUCCAUGCUAUGAGGCUGUGCUGCCCAAAGACAGACUUCGCAUCGAGCCCAUUAAGGAGUAUAAAAACGACCUGAAUACAGAUGUGAGGAAUCUGCUGGGUCCCACACAGUCUCUGUCCCACACCGCCUUCACGCCAAAUCCUGUGGACACUGUCCAGAUUGUUCUUCCCCCACAUCUGGAACGGAUCAGAGAAAAGCUAGCAGAGAACAGCCACGAGCUCUGGGCUGUGACUCGCAUCGAGCAGGGCUGGACUUACGGACCUUUCCGUGAUGAUAAUAAAAAACUGCAUCCGUGUCUGGUGGACUUCCAGAGUCUUCCAGAGCCAGAGAGGAACUACAACCUGGCAAUGUCUGGGGAAACACUGAAAACUCUUCUUGCACUGGGUUGCCAUGUUGGGAUGGGAGAUGAGAAAGCAGAGGAAAAUUUAAAAAGGAUCAAACUGCCCAAAACCUACACUCAGAGCAACAGCUACAAACCUGCUCCUCUGGACCUGAACCAUGUUAAACUGACUCCAAACCAGAACACACUGGUGGAGCGUCUGGCUGAGAACGGUCACAAUGUGUGGGCUCGAGACCGAGUGCGUCAGGGCUGGACUUACAGCAUCGUACAGGACAUUGUAAACAAACGCAACCCCCGACUUGUUCCAUAUAAUCUUCUGGAUGAGAAAACGAAGAAGACGAACAGAGACACUGUGUGUGCUGCAGUUCGAACCUUGAUCGGUUAUGGCUACAACAUCGAGCCUCCGGACCAGGAAAGCAGUGGCCAUGUUGGAAAUGGCACUGGGAAUAAGAUCCGCGUGUUCAGAGCUGAGAAAUCGUACGCUGUGACUCAGGGGAAAUGGUACUUUGAGUUUGAGGCAGUGACGGUGGGGGAGAUGAGGGUCGGCUGGGCCAGACCAAACGUCCACGCUGAUAGCGAGCUCGGCACAGACGACCUGGCUUACGUCUUUAAUGGCUGCAAGGCUCAGCGUUGGCAUGUGGGCAGCGAACCCUUCGGUCGACAGUGGCAGCCGGGAGACGUCGUGGGCUGCAUGAUUGAUCUCGCUGAGCUGAACAUCAUGUUCACGCUUAACGGAGAGAUGCUGAUCAGCGACUCCGGCUCCGAGAUGGCUUUCAAAGACAUUGAGAUUGGCGAAGGUUUUAUUCCUGUGUGUAGUCUGGGCCUCUCUCAGGUGGGUCGGAUUAACCUGGGUCAGAACGUCAGCAGCCUGCGCUAUUUUACAAUCUGUGGCCUGCAGGAAGGCUUCGAGCCCUUCGCCAUUAACAUGAAGAGAGACAUCACUAUGUGGUUCAGCAAGAGCUUACCGCAGUUCAUUCCUGUUCCUCCUGACCACCCUCACAUUGAGGUAUCACGUGUGGAUGGUACAGUGGACAGCGCCCCCUGUCUCAAACUGACUCACAGGACAUUCGGCUCUCAGAACGCCAACACGGACCUUCUGUUCUUCAGACUCAGCAUGCCCAUCGAGUUCCACGAGUUGUUUAAGGUAGAGGCGGGGGCGACGCUGUUGACACGCGCACUCACCAUCCCCGAGGACGAGACCCUGGAGGUCGACCCCAACUCUGAAUACGAGCUGCUGAAGAAGAGCGCAACCCGCAGGGAGCAGGAGGAGAAAGAAAAGGAAACAUCUGUGCCCAAAGAGCUGCCGGGAACCAAGGAGGUGGAGAAUGAGAAAGACACCACUACAGAGAAGAGCAAGAAGAGAGGAUUUUUUGCCAAAGCGAAGAAAGCUGCUUUUAUCGCUCCUCCACCUGUCGUUCCCACUGUCCCUCGUCUGAUGGAGGACGUUGUCCCUGAUGAUCGAGAUGAUGUGGACAUUAUCGCCAGCACCACUACACAUUACUACUCGGUGCGUGUAUUUGCUGGACAGGAGCCUGGGGGAGUGUGGGCAGGUUGGGUUACUCCUGAUUACCACCAGUACGACCUUCAUUUUGAUAUCAGUAAAGUGAGAAACGUCACAGUCACUGUGGGUGAUGAUAAAGGCAACAUACACCACAGCAUCAAGCGCAGUAACUGUUACAUGGUUUGGGGUGGAGAGUUCAGCGGCUCUCAACAAACACGCAUCACCCAGGAGGACUUCGUCAUUGGCUGCCUUGUGGAUCUUGACACGGGUCUCAUGACCUUUACGGCCAAUGGGAAAGAGGUGAACACCUUCUACCAGGUGGAACCCAACACCAAACUCUUCCCUGCUGUUUUCUGUUUGCCCUCCAGCCAGAACAUGCUGCAGGUGGAGCUUGGAAAGCUCAAGAAUAUAAUGCCCAUCUCGGCAGCCAUGUUUAGGAGCGAUCAGAGGAAUCCGGUUCCUCAGUGCCCUCCCCGCCUUGAUGUCCAGAUGCUGACUCCUGUGAUCUGGAGCCGCAUGCCAAACCGCUUCCUGUCCCCUGAGACGGGUCGCGUUAGUGAGAGACUUGGGUGGAUGGUGCAGUGUAGAGAGCCGCUCACCAUGAUGGCGCUACACAUCCCAGAGGAGAACAGGUGUAUUGAUAUCCUGGAGCUUUCAGAGCGUACCGACCUGCUGAAGUUUCACCACCACACGCUGAAGCUCUAUGGCUCUGUGUGUGCUCUGGGAAACAAUCGUGUGGCUCAUGCUCUCUGCAGUCAUGUGGACGAGUCUCAGCUGUUCUACGCUAUAGAGAACUCUUAUCUGCCUGGCCCUAUCCGCAGCGGCUACUACGACCUGCUCAUCUCCAUGCACCUGGAGUCAGCCAAGAGGAACCGCCUCAUGACUAACCGGGAGUUUAUCGUGCCCAUGACAGACGAAACACGCACCAUUACACUGAGAGCUCACACGCUUCCAGCUGUGGGACGCUCCACCUGCCUCAGACCCACACUGCACUUCUCACACACUGGCUUUGUGGGCACCAACCCUGAUCUCUACACACUCAGCCCCUUCAUACCCCUGCAGAUUUUGAAAGACCACGCCCUGAGCAUGGUAACGGAGGCAGUGCAGGACGGAGGCCAGGCCAUGCGUGAUCCUGUAGGGGGCAGUGUGGAGUCCCACUUCGUUCCUAUCCUGAAGCUGAUCAGUACACUGCUCAUCAUGGGCGUGUUUGAGGACGAUGACGUGAAACACAUCCUCAAACUCAUCGAGCCCACCGUGUUCCGAGAGGACAAAGGCGUUUACGUGGAUGAGGACAAGGGCAAGGAAGGAGGAGAGCAGCAGGCUGCGUCUAAAGAGGAUGCAGUGAAGAUGAAGGAAAAGGAGAAAUGGGUGGAUCAGUGGGCUGAAGACAAAGAAAUGGGAGAGGAGGAAGAGGAGGAUGAGGAUGAGGAAGAGGAGGAAGAAGACCAGACAGAGCCAGAAGAUGAAGAAAAACACACUGCGCUUGAGAAAGCAGAGCUUAGAGAUGUGGACCCGAAGUCUGAGUCUGCAGUUACGCCUGCAGUGGGGAGGGAGGAACCUAAAGAGGAGGAGGAAGUGGGGGAGGGGCUUCUACACAUGAAACUACCUGAGUCUGUAAAGUUGCAGAUGUGCACUCUGCUGCAGUAUUUCUGUGACUGUGAGCUGCGUCACCGCGUUGAGGCCAUCGUCGCCUUCUCUGAUAGGUUCGUCAAUCAGGUGCAGUCCAAUCAGAAGCAGCGCUAUUACGAGCUCAUGCAGGCCUUCACUAUGACAGCAGCAGAGACCGCACGCAAGACCAGAGAGUUCCGUUCACCACCGCAAGAACAGGUGAACAUGCUGAUGAAUUUUAAGAAUUGUCCAGAUGAAGAGGACUGCCCUGUUCCUGAGGAUGUCCGUGUUGAACUUCAGAUGUUUCACAAUGACCUGCUGGCUCACUGUGGUAUUCACAUCGAAGAAGAGGAAGAGGAAGAGCAUGUGGACGCGUCUCUGCGUGGACGAUUCUUCAGGUUACUCGAGAAAGUGAAAAGACUGCGAAGGAGAAAGCAAGAGACAGAGACUGAGCCGGAGGAGGAGAAGAAACCCAGCACUUUGCAGGAGUUGAUCUCCCACACAAUGAUCCACUGGGCUCAGGAGUCGUUCAUCCAGGAUCCCGAGCUGGUGCGGCUGAUGUUCAGCUUGCUGCACCGGCAGUAUGAUGCUCUGGGAGAGCUGAUCCGUGCUCUACCCAAAGCCUACACCAUCAACUCCGUGUCCAUGCAGGACACCAUGGAGCUGCUCGAGUGUCUCAGCCAAAUCCGCUCGCUUCUCAUCGUCCAGAUGGGUCCUGAGGAGGAGAGGCUCAUGAUCCAGAGCAUCGGAAAUAUAAUGAGUAACAGAGUGUUCUACCAGCAUCCCAAUCUGAUGAGAGCACUGGGCAUGCACGAGACGGUCAUGGAGGUCAUGGUCAACGUACUGGGCGGCGGAGACUCGAAGGAGAUCCGUUUCCCGCGCAUGGUGACCAACUGCUGCCGCUUCCUGUGUUAUUUCUGCCGAAUCAGUCGUCAGAAUCAGCGUUCCAUGUUCGACCAUCUGAGUUACCUGCUGCAAAACAGCAGCAUUGGCCUGGGGAUGCGAGGUUCUACACCUCUUGACGUAGCUGCAGCUUCCUGUAUUGAUAACAACGAGCUGGCUCUGGCUCUUCAAGAGCAGGACCUGGAGAAGGUGGUGAAGUAUUUGGCUGGGUGUGGCUUGCAGAGUUGCCCCAUGCUCUUGUCGAAAGGUUACCCUGAUAUCGGCUGGAAUCCAGGCGGUGGAGAAAAAUACCUCGACUUUCUCCGAUUCGCCGUCUUUGUUAAUGGAGAAAGCGUGGAGGAGAACGCCAAUGUGGUGGUGCGUCUCCUGAUCAGACGUCCCGAGUGUUUCGGCCCUGCGCUCAGAGGAGAGGGAGGGAAUGGACUUUUGGCCGCAAUUGAAGAAGCCAUUAAGAUCUCUGAAGAUCCGGCCAGAGAUGGACCCACUGUUAAAAAGGACAGACGCUUCCCCAUGUUUGGAGGUGAAGAGCAGCACGAGGAAAACAGAGUUCAUCUGGGCAACGCCAUCAUGUCCUUCUACGCCGCGCUCAUCGACCUGCUGGGACGCUGCGCUCCUGAAAUGCAUCUGAUCCAGGCAGGGAAAGGAGAAGCUCUGAGGAUCAGGGCUAUUCUCAGAUCUCUGGUUCCCAUUGAGGAUCUUGUAGGUGUUAUUAGUCUUUCACACCAGAUCCCUGCGUUUGGAAAAGAUAAUAGUAUUAUAGAGCCGAAGAUGUCUGCCAGUUUUGUCCCGGAUCAUAAAGCCCCCAUGGUGCUGUUCCUGGACAGAGUGUAUGGUAUUGAUAAUCAGGAGUUCCUGCUGCACGUACUGGAGGUCGGAUUCCUGCCUGAUAUGCGAGCAGCAGCUUCUCUCGACACGGCUGCAUUCAGUACCACGGAGAUGGCUCUGGCUCUGAACCGCUAUCUCUGCUCCGCCGUCCUCCCCCUCAUCACUAAAUGUGCUCCUCUAAUCGCCGGCACCGAUCACCGUGCCAUCAUGAUCGACUCCAUGCUGCACACCAUCUACAGGCUCUCCCGAGGACGCUCGCUCACGAAGGCUCAGAGAGACGUCAUCGAGGAGUGCCUGAUGUCUCUGUGCAAGUAUCUGAGGCCAUCGAUGCUUCAGCACCUGCUCAGAAGACUUGUGUUUGAUGUACCAAUUCUCAAUGCAUAUGCCAAAAUGCCCCUGAAGUUGCUGACUAAUCAUUACGAACGCUGCUGGAAGUAUUACUGUCUGCCCAACGGCUGGGCCAACUUCGGCGUGUCUUCAGAGGAGGAGCUUCACCUCACACGCAAACUCUUCUGGGGGAUUUUUGAAUCUCUGGCACACAAGAAAUUUGAUGCAGAAUUGUUUAAAAUCGCGAUGCCCUGCAUCUGUGCCAUAGCCGGUGCCAUUCCUCCUGACUAUGUGGACGCCAGUUACUCUUCCAAAACUGAAAAAAAGGCUUCUGUGGAUGCUGAAGGCAACUUUGAUCCCAAACCGGUGGACACAACCAACACGAUCAUUCCUGAGAAGCUGGACGGAUUUAUAAACAGAUACGCCGAGUACACUCAUGAUAAAUGGGCUUUCGAGAGGAUCCAAAAUAACUGGACAUUUGGUGAAGUUCUGGAUGAAAAUGCCAAGACUCAUCCGAUGCUCAGACCGUAUAAAACCUUUUCUGAGAAGGAUAAAGAAAUUUACCGCUGGCCCAUUAAAGAGUCUAUAAAGGCCAUGAUAGCCUGGGAGUGGACGCUCGACAAGGCCAGAGACGGGGACGAAGACAGAGGAGAGAAGAAGGCGGCACGCAAAAUAUCUCAGACUGCACAGGCGACAUACGACCCAAGUCACGGCUACAACCCUCAGCCUAUAAAUAUAUCAUGCAUGACUCUGUCCAGAGAGCUACAGUCCAUGGCAGAGCAGCUGGCUGAGAACUACCACAACACCUGGGGGCGCAAGAAGAAGAUGGAGCUGCAGGCAAAGGGUGGUGGGACUCAUCCUCUGCUCGUUCCCUACGACACGCUGACGGCCAAAGAGAAAGCGCGAGACCGAGAGAAGGCUCACGAGCUGCUCAGGUUCCUCCAGCUGAACGGAUAUGCAGUGACCAGAGGCUUGAAGGACAUGGAGAGCGACAUUUCCUCCAUUGAGAAGCGCUUUGCUUACGGCUUCUUGCAGAAACUGCUGAAGUGGAUGGACAUUGCGCAGGAGUUCAUCGCUCAUCUUGAGGCGGUGGUCAGCAGUGGUCGUGUGGAGAAAUCACCUCAUGAGCAGGAGAUCAAGUUCUUUGCUAAGAUCCUCCUGCUGCUGAUUAAUCAGUAUUUUAAAAACCACUGCCUCUAUUUCCUCUCCACUCCUGCUAAGAUCCUGGGCAGCGGCGGUCACGCGUCUAAUAAAGAGAAGGAGAUGAUCGCCAGUAUAUUCUGUAAGAUGUCUGCACUGGUGAGACACCGAGUUUUUCUCUUAGGUACGGAUGCUCCUGCGAUUGUGAACUGUCUCCACAUACUCGCACGCUCGCUCGAUGCAAGAACGGUGAUGAAAUCAGGGCCUGAAAUCGUGAAAGCCGGUUUGAGAUCUUUCUUUGAGAGUGCAGCUGAUGACAUUGAAAAGAUGGUGGAGAAUCUCAAACUGGGCAAAGUGUCGAAGGGCAAUCAGCCGGUGAAAGGUGUGUCUCAGAAUAUUAACUACACUACGGUGGCCCUGCUGCCGGUCCUCACCUCACUGUUCGAUCACAUCGCACAGCACCAGUUUGGAGACGACGUCAUACUGGACGACCUUCAGAUGUCCUGCUACAGAAUCAUGUGCAGCAUUUACUCUCUCGGCACAGUCAAAACCCCUCACGCUGAAAGACACAGGCCUGCUCUGGGAGAGUGUUUAGCUCAUUUAGCUGCGGCGAUAUCACCGCACAGAUCACCUCACAGAGCACCGCACAGAGCACCGCACAGAUCACCUCACAGAGCACCUCACACAGAUUACCUCACACAGAGCACCUCACAGAUCACCUCACAGAGCACCUCACAGAGCACCUCACACAGAGCACGCACACAGAUCACCGCACAGAUCACCUCACACAGAUCGCCUCACACAGAGCACCUCACAGAUCACCUCACAGAGCACCGCACAGAGCACCUCACAGAGCACCGCACAGAGCACCGCACACCUUCAAGAUAUCAUUUACCGGUGAAAGGUGUGUCUCAGAAUAUUAACUACACUACGGUGGCCCUGCUGCGGUCCUCACCUCACUUGUUCUCUCAGCCCAUCGUGAGCAGAGCCAAACCCGAGAUGCUCAAAUCUCACUUCAUCCCAACGAUGGAGAAGCUGAAGAAGCGCACGGCGAAGGUGGUGGCGGAGGAGGAGCACCUGCGCAUGGAGGGUAAAACGGAGUGUGAUGAGCACGAGGGAACGAUACGGGACGAGUUCGCCGUCCUCUGUAGAGAUUUAUACGCUCUUUACCCUCUACUCAUCCGCUACAUCGACAACAACAGGGCGAGGUGGUUGACCUGCCCUGACCCCGAUGCUGAGGAAUUGUUCCGUAUGGUGGGAGAGGUCUUCAUCUUCUGGUCCAAAUCCCAUAACUUUAAGCGUGAGGAGCAGAACUUUGUUGUAAUGAAUGAGAUAAACAACAUGUCCUUCCUCACCGCUGACAGCAAGAGUAAGAUGAGUAAGGCCGGAAACGCUGAGGCUGGUGGCUCUGAUGUAGAACGUACGAAGAAGAAGAGACGGGGGGAUCGUUACUCUGUGCAGACGUCUCUGAUCGUAGCUGCUCUGAAGAAGCUGCUCCCCAUCGGACUCAACAUGUGCUCUCCAGCCGAUCACGAGCUCAUUAACCUCGCCAAGUUCCGCUACUCUCUGAAAGACACAGAUGAAGAGGUGAGAGAGUUCCUACAGAAUAACCUUCAUCUUCAGGGAAAGGUGGAGAACCCCUCCAUGCGUUGGCAGAUGGCUCUGUAUAAGAUGAUGGCUGGAAAAGCAGAAGAUGCUGAUGCUCCAGUGAAAGUGGUGAAAAGAGUCCAGGAGGUUUCAGCGGUGCUCUACCACAUCGAGCUGACUGAACAUCCGUUCAAAUCCAAAAAGAUGGUUUGGCACAAGCUGCUGUCCAAACAGAGACGGCGUGCAGUGGUGGCCUGCUUCAGGAUGACUCCACUGUACAACCUGCCCAGCCAUCGAGCCUCCAACAUGUUCCUGGAUGGAUAUAAACGGAACUGGCUCCACACUGAAGGCCUCUCCUUUGAGGACAGGAUGAUCGACGACUUAUCAAAGGCUAUGGAGGAAGAGGAGGAGGAAGAAGAGGAGAAGGAGACGAAGCCUGAUCCUCUUCAUCAGCUCAUCCUUCACUUCAGCCGCACAGCUCUCACAGAGAAGAGCAAACUCGAUAUGGAUUAUUUGUAUAUGGCAUAUGCUGACAUCAUGGCAAAGAGCUGCCACAUUGGUGAGGAGGAUGAAGGUGGGGAGGAAAGUGAGGAUGAAGAUCAGGAGGAAAUGCCGUUUGAGGAGAAAGAGAUGGAGAAACAGAGGCUCCUGUAUCAGCAGUCUCGUCUCCAUAACCGUGGAGCUGCAGAGAUGGUGCUGCAGAUGAUCAGCGCAUGCAAAGGUGAGACGGGCUGCAUGGUGUCAUCCACUUUAAAGCUCGGUAUCUCCAUCCUGAACGGGGGAAACAGUGACGUCCAGCAGAAAAUGUUGGAUUAUCUAAAGGACAAAAAGGACGUUGGCUUUUUCCUCAGUUUGCAGACUCUGAUGCAGACCUGCUGCGUGUUGGACUUGAACGCCUUCGAGAGACAGAAUAAGGCUGAAGGUUUGGGGAUGGUGUCAGAGGAGGGAACAAACAUGAAGCUAGAACGGGGUGAGAAAGUGAUGGCUGAUGAUGAGUUCACCUGCGACCUGUUCCGCUUCCUGCAGCUGCUUUGUGAAGGACACAAUAAUGAUUUCCAAAAUUACCUCAGAACACAGACAGGUAGCACUACAACCAUCAACAUCAUCAUCUGCACUGUGGAUUACCUGCUCCGCCUGCAGGAGUCUAUCAGUGAUUUCUACUGGUAUUAUUCGGGUAAAGAGAUCAUAGACGAGCCGGGGAAAAGGAACUUCUCUAAAGCCAUGAAUGUGGCCAAGCAGGUGUUCAAUACUCUCACUGAGUACAUCCAGGGACCGUGUACUGGGAAUCAGCAGUCUUUGGCCCACAGCAGGCUUUGGGAUGCUGUUGUUGGUUUCCUUCACGUGUUUGCUCACAUGAUGAUGAAGCUGGCUCAGGACUCGAGUCAGAUCGGUCUGCUGAAAGAGCUGCUGGACCUGCAGAAGGACAUGGUGGUCAUGCUGCUGUCUCUCCUUGAGGGUAACAUAGUAAACGGCACGAUUGCUCGUCAGAUGGUGGACAUGCUGGUCGAAUCUUCCAGUAAUGUUGAGAUGAUCCUCAAAUUCUUUGACAUGUUCCUCAAACUGAAAGACAUUGUCGCUUCCGGCGCUUUCCGUGAUUACGUAACGGACCCCAGAGGAUUGAUCUCCAAAAAGGACUUCCAGAAAGCCAUGGACAGUCAGAAGCAGUACACACCCUCAGAGAUCCAGUUUCUCCUGUCCUGCUCUGAAGCCGACGAGAACGAGAUGAUCAAUUACGAGGAAUACGCAAACCGCUUUCAGGAGCCAGCGAAGGACAUCGGGUUCAACAUCGCCGUGCUGUUGACGAACCUUUCUGAACACGUCCCACAUGACAUCAGGCUUCAGAACUUCCUGGGACAAGCUGAGAACGUCCUGAACUACUUCAGACCGUUUUUGGGACGAAUCGAGAUCAUGGGUGCGAGCAGGAAGAUUGAGAGGAUCUAUUUCGAGAUCAGUGAAGUGAACCGAAAGCAGUGGGAGAUGCCUCAGGUCCGAGAGUCCAAACGACAGUUUAUUUUCGACGUCGUCAACGAAGGUGGAGAAUCGGAGAAGAUGGAGCUUUUUGUGAACUUCUGCGAGGACACUAUUUUUGAGAUGAACAUCGCCUCACAGAUCUCAGAGAAGGAUGAAGAAGAAAGAGAAGAGGAUUAUGAUGAAGUAGACGAGGGAAGUGAGGCAGGGGGAGGAGGCGAUGAUGAAGAUGGUGAUAAAAACAGCCAAACAGAGUCGAGCUCUGCUUUUGCCGACUUCCUCAACAGCAUGGUCCACUUCAUGGGCAUGUUCACUUUCCGUAACCUGCGCAAACAAUACAGACGUCUCCGAAAGAUGACUAUCAAAGAGAUCAUCGUCGGCAUCGCUACCUUCCUCUGGACCAUUCUUCUGGGCGUGUUCUGCUUCAUUUUCAGCGUGUGUAAAGGAUUCUUCCUGAUCGUUUGGCUCACUCUUUUUGGAGGCAGUUUGGUGGAAGGAGCCAAAAACACGACUGUGACCGAGCUCCUCGCUAGCAUGCCUGACCCCACGCAGGACGAAGUGCACGGAGAUCUUCCUGGAGAAGCCGGAAGCGGUGAAGUACAGGAUGUGGGAGGAGUAACAGAUUCUGCUGAGGCAGCACAAGGAGAAGAAGAAGAUGAAGACAGCACAGAGCAGGAUGUGGGGAAGAUCCCAGGUAUUGACACACCUGGUGGUCUGGGAGACAUGGGAGAUACAACACCUAUUGAACCACCAACUCCAGAAGGUUCUCCUUUAGCCAAGAGGAAGAUGCAGCCGGAGGAGGGAGGAACCGAGCAGGCAGCAGCUCCUGAAGAACCUCCUCCAGAGAAAGAGAAAGCAGACACUGAAAAGGUAGAGAAGACGGAAAAGGAAGUCGAGCAGAAGAACGAGAACCCUCAGGAAAAAAUAAACAUCCAGAAACCCAGCAAGGCCAAGAAAAAGCAACAGCCCAAAAGAGAUGGAGGAUUUGAGCUGUGGAAUGAGCUGGACGUCCAGACGAAUAAAUUCAUGAAUUAUCUGUCUCGCAACUUCUACAACCUCCGGUUCCUGGCUCUGUUCAUCGCCUUUGCAUUGAACUUCAUCCUGCUCUUCUACAGGGUGUCAGACACGCCUCCAGGAGAUGAGGAGAGUGACAGUUUGGGUGUCUUUGAGGGUUCUGGGCUUUUUGAAGGUUCAGGUGGACCGAUGGAUGGUUCUGGAGCAGAGAACACUGGGGGUGAUGAUGAUAAUGAUGAUGAAGAGGAAGGCCCUGUGUAUUACUUCUUGGAGGAGAGUACGGGAUACAUGCAGCCCACGCUGGCUUUUCUCGCCAUCAUUCACACCAUCAUCUCCUUCAUCUGCAUCAUCGGAUACAACUGUCUCAAGAUCCCACUGGUGAUAUUUAAGAGAGAGAAGGAGUUGGCAAGGAAGCUGGAGUUUGAUGGUCUGUACAUUACUGACCAGCCUGAAGAUGAUGAUAUUAGAGGACAGUGGGACAGACUGGUGCUCAACACUCCCUCAUAUCCUAAUUACUACUGGGACAAGUUUGUCAAACGCAAGGUGCUGGAUAAAUACGGUGAUAUUUACGGGCGAGAGCGGAUCGCAGAGCUGCUGGGGAUGGACCUCGCCUCGCUGGAUGUCAGCAAACAAACUGAUAAAAAGCCAGAAGAAGCAGAUAACUCCAUGUUGGCCUGGAUUGCUGCAACUGAUAUUAAAUAUCAGAUCUGGAAGUUUGGAGUCGUUUUCACAGACAAUACGUUCCUCUACCUGGUGUGGUACACGGUGAUGUCACUGCUCGGACACUACAACAACUUCUUCUUCGCCUGUCACCUGCUGGACAUCGCCAUGGGUGUGAAGACCCUGCGCACCAUCCUGUCCUCCGUCACACACAACGGCAAACAGCUGAUGAUGACAGUGGGUUUGUUAGCAGUAGUUGUGUAUCUCUACACUGUGGUUGCCUUUAAUUUCUUCCGCAAAUUCUACAACAAGAGCGAGGACGAGGACGAGCCUGACAUGAAGUGUGAUGACAUGAUGACCUGUUAUCUGUUCCACAUGUAUGUUGGAGUGAGAGCAGGUGGAGGAAUCGGUGAUGAGAUUGAGGAUCCUGCAGGUGACGAGUAUGAGCUCUACCGCGUUGUUUUCGACAUCACCUUUUUCUUCUUCGUCAUCGUCAUUCUGCUGGCCAUCAUUCAGGGUUUGAUCAUUGAUGCUUUUGGCGAGCUGAGAGACCAGCAGGAGCAGGUCAAAGAAGACAUGGAGACUAAAUGUUUUAUCUGUGGGAUUGGGAGCGAUUACUUUGAUACGACUCCACAUGGCUUUGAGACUCACACCUUGGAGGAACACAACCUGGCCAACUACCUGUUCUUCCUCAUGUACCUGAUCAAUAAGGAGGAGACGGAGCACACUGGCCAGGAGUCGUACGUGUGGAAGAUGUAUCAGGAGCGCUGUUGGGAUUUCUUUCCUGCUGGUGAUUGUUUUAGAAAACAGUACGAGGAUCAGCUGGGAUAGAAAGCACACACGCGCACACACGCGCACACACACAAUGACAGAGAAGAGUUUUAAUGAAUUUAGAUUGAAUUGUUUAUAAUUACUAGAGUUUUCAGGUGUGUUUCAGGUCAUUAGUAUGUGUAUAUUUUCUAUACUUUAUAUUAUUUUAUAUUUAAUCUGUUAUUAUAGAGAUAUUAUAUUAUUAUUAUAUUCUG